AUGCAAAAAUCUUUGUCUAGCGCAGUUUCUUUAGUUGAUAUUGAUGUUGUGUUGACACCACAGACAGUCCUUUCUGAAGUGAAGACAGGCGUCGUCCCAUUGAUCCCCAUUACUGAUGCAAUACGAUGCCUUGGACAGAAUCACGGGAGUGUGCGAGACUGUGGUUCGGCUUCGUCGAUUGCGACUUCUCCCGUUUGUUCCUUAAACAACACGCUGCAGAGCCUUGGCGCUGGAACUUUGCGUGGCACGCUCGGCACAUCGCUCAACGUGCCGGACCGCAUGAUCAUCCCACUUGAGCGACUGCGGCUGUUUGGAGGUCAUGUGCUAGGAAAGGGUGCCUUCGGCGAGGUGGUGCGAGGGGAGUUGAAUAUGCUCUGCCCCACUGUGGGGUAUGGCUCCGCAAUGUCAAUGGCGUCGUGUGUGACUCUAUCACCUCAGAGUUUUACAAAUUCGACGCCGGGACAACCCAUCUCCUUUGGGGAAAUUUGUAGCGAAGAAGACCAUCUGCCGACGGGGAGGAGUAGUGCUGGUGAAAGCGUUGGUGGUUUGCGCCGCAGCAACGGCCAAUACAACCACUAUCGCUCCCGUUCUAUGGAAGAGACCAAUUUGACGCUGCCGUUGCACUGUGGGAGCUUUUCGACCGAUAAAUCGGCAAGAAAGUUGCUACCGUUAACACCGUGCGUCCACUCGCGGACGAUAUCAAGGGAGUUGUGUGGUGGUCCGUCUACAAUGCAUGAUGACGUUCUCACAGAUACAAGCAACAGCUUCCAGCAGCAUACUCUCCGCCAUGCGGCAAACCGAGGCGACACGGUUGUAUCAUUUGGUCCAUGGAAUGAAAUGGCGUCAUACGCCUCCGAGGAGGGGGUGAUACUCAAGUCCGUGGCGGUGAAGCGGGUUGACAAGUUUCGCCUCUGGCGGCGGCAGAAGUUUGUCAAAUCAUUUCAGUCAGAGUUGAACAUCACCGCGACACUCCGUCACCCUUCCAUCGUGAAGGUGUACGGUGUGGCAGAAACUGAUGCAGAGCUGUUUCUUAUCAUGGAUGUUGUAGAGGGCGGAACGCUGGAGGAUUAUGUAAAGAGAAAGGGUCUGGAGGACAUGAAUAUUAUGGCUCCUCGCUUUCUCACCGACGUCGUAUUGGGAUUAGAGUACCUGAAAACCGUCGGGGUCGCCCAUCGUGAUAUCAAGCCAUGCAACAUUUUGCUUACAGAAGACCAUCAUGUAGUUCUCGCGGACUUUGGCAGUGCCUGUUAUCUCCACGACAACGCGGCAAACACCUUUGCUGGAUCCGCUGCAUACAUGUCGCCCGAGAUGGUGGGAACAGGCAAGGCAAGUGCAACAAGUGAUCUGUGGGCGAUGGGCUGCAUACUGUUUGAGCUCUUCGUUGGUCGACCACCGUUUGAUUCCGAGAACUGUAUGCUUGUGAUGCGCAAAAUAAAGGAAUACCAAGACGGCCAUCUUGAGUACCCGCCGUACUUCCCGGAAGCGGCAAAGGACCUCGUACAGCGUCUCCUGCGGCGCGAUCCCAUGGACCGCCUUGGCUCCGAUGCGACGGGCGGUUUUGACGCCCUAAAGACGCACCCUUUUUUUGGAGGGAUUGACUGGAAGCAGGUGCUACGGAUGUCAAAUCUCAUCUUUCGAUGCGCCGACUUCUCGGCGGACCUGCAACAGAGCAUAUUAAUGGAGGACGAGAAUGUUGUGCACUGCUCGAUGGUGCUCAAAGAGUCUCGCGUUUUCUUCAAAAGGACGCUCCGAAGACGUCUUCUUGUUUUGACGGACCUUCCGCGCCUCUUUUAUGUGGAUAUGUCGACACGCACCGUGAAGGGCACAAUUCCAAUAGCACCGGAUCUUUACGUGGAAUAUGAUACGGUGGAGGCAUUUCGCGCCGUGACAAAGAAGCGGACUUACGUCUUCUGUGACCCCAACAAACGUGCGUACAUUUGGGCCAUGCGUGUGAAUGACGUGGUGAAACGUUUGUCCACGGCGGGUAACUGCGUUGAUCCCGCCACCCGUCAGAAAAAAGACAGAGGCAAAAUUUUUCACAGGCGGUAUGAGUCACGGUAA
Molecule: messenger RNA, 2061 nt
Organism: Trypanosoma cruzi
Lineage: Eukaryota; Euglenozoa; Kinetoplastea; Trypanosomatida; Trypanosomatidae
Product: protein kinase, putative
Exons: 1
Coding region: 1-2061 (686 amino acids)
Biological process (GO): peptidyl-serine phosphorylation; intracellular signal transduction
Molecular function (GO): protein serine/threonine kinase activity; ATP binding
Source: RefSeq, a predicted model, not a curated record